CGAGAGGGAAGGGGAGCAGCGCGGAGCAGGAAAGACCGGGGAGCGGGGGACAGCAUGAAAGAAAACUAGAGCUCAGCAGGAUCCGCGCCGGGCGAAGAUCCUAAUCUUCCCUUUCCAGCGGCGGGGAGUGUGUUCGGCCGUCGGAGGAGCCGCCGGCCCCGGCGGGGAGCUGUGCCCACCCCGGGACAUGUCCCUGCUGCCGGACCCAGGGAGGGGACCGAGGGGACCGUCCCGGGAUCCCCCGGCGCUGCUGAGGGCAUGAUGGAAACCCCCUGAGCAACCUGCCAGAACGUACGUGCUGCAAAGGUGAGGUUCUUCGGCCGCCGCAUGAGUACGUCCUCGCCGGGCGAUGGCCUCGCAGCCCGCGCCGGCCUGGGUGCUGCUGCUCUGCCUGCUGGCCACCCGCCCGCCGGCCACCCAGCCCCGCGACUUCACCGUCAAGGACAUCGUCUACCUCCACCCUUCCACCACACCGUAUCCUCACGGAUUUAAAUGCUUCACCUGCGAAAAGGCAGCAGAUAAUUAUGAAUGCAACCGAUGGGCUCCGGAUGUCUAUUGUCCAAGAGGUACGAGAUACUGCUUUAGCCAACACAUGAUGAAAGUUACGGGCGAGAGCGUGUCCGUCACCAAACGCUGUGUGCCAUUAGAGGAUUGUCUGUCUACGGGAUGCACAUAUGUAAAGCAUGAAGAAUACAAGAUCUGCACCUCCUGCUGCGAAGGAAGCAUCUGCAACUUGCCGCUGCCGAGGAACGCGACGGACGCCGUGUUCACCACCCUCUCCCCCCUCAACAAGACGCAGCGGCUCCCGCAUCCCGCCCUGCUGACGACGGCCUGUCUCUGGCUGGGGCUGGUGUCCCAGCACUGGGUGACGCUGCCACGCGCGGCGGGCCCGGACAGCUGAGGUGGCCGAGGACAUCUGCACCCACGUCCAGCCUCUCCCCGCCGAGCCUGCGCUUCGGAGUUCUUUGUAAGGCUGGUUUUCCUCCUGAUUUUUUUGUUAGCGAUGAACUAGCGAGCCUGGGAUGUUGACGUAUUUGAAGGGGGUAAAACCAUCGUGUGGUUUCUCCACUUUGUUCUGAAGAAACUCAUGCAAAACAUUCCCAGAAUCCACGGCUGAGACCGAUACAUAGACUUUUCUUAACGCCUGUCUUUUCUCCAUGAAGAAAUGUUAUUUAAAAGUACUAUAUCACUGCCAGCUGCUAUUAUCACCACUUAUGCAUUUGAAACUUUCUUGUUAUAAUUCGUCACAGCACUAACGCCAGUGUCUCCUUAACCUGUUUUGAGACCAUAAGGUAAAUAAUAUAGAGGCAGUAGGUCUUUGCAGUCUCCCCACAUGUCCUCCUCCCGGAGAGGGCAGGAGUUUGUAGCAGGGCAGCAGAAGCUGGAAGGGAUGAGGACAAAGGAGCAGCUGGGACCAGGCCAGCAUCGCGCCCAGAUGCUUCCUCUGAGGUUCCACCAGCAGCACGAAGAGCCACCCCCACACCACCACCCACUGCGAUGGGCAGAAAACCACUUUGGUAUAGAAACCAAACAGGAAAAACUCUAAAAACUCUGGUCCUGAAGCGCAACUAGAGGGGAGGCGGGUGCGUGGUCCCUGACCCUCCCAAGAGGAGAACCAGUGGGUGUCCCGGUUGGGAUGCUGGUGGCUCCCAAGCCAACAGGUUCCUGGUGUUUUGGGGCUUUACAUAUUUCCACAUUUUGGCACCCACCAUCCUACGGCACGAGAGAGAGUCGAUCCUGAACAGCUUCUUUUAUUUAAUGCGCUCCCACGACGGAGGAUGGACUGUUGCUCGCUACAGCUGCAUUUUGGUGACCUGCGUUGCUUGUUUUGCUGGGAAAUCAUGUAUGCAAUAUUUAUUUUUGUACGUUGAGUAGGCUCUAAAGCGUUUAAAACAUUCUUAAAACUGAUAUUGAUAGGCAAAAUGGUUGUUUUGCAAGUGGGUAAGCCUGUAAUAUAUAAAUUAUCUCAUAUAUAUAUAUAUAUAUAAUGGUUUGCAUCACUAUUGAAAAAGCAUCAGCUUUGUUUUGCAAGGUCAGUAAUAAAGCAGGGUGUCCAUGGACGGACUUGUUUUAAAGUUAAACCAAACUUUUUUAUAAUUUUUGUUUGGUUUUUUAAAAAAAAACAACAAACCACUGUAGUCGUAAAUGGUUCUUUUAUGAGUUAACUUUUGGCUAGUCACGCUCCAAGGUAACUUGUGCCUUAUCAAGCUGCUCAGUGCUGUUUUGGCGAGUUACACAGUGAAAGGCAGGUGAAGGUGGCCCAGGCUGGAACCCAAAUGCUUUGCAAACCCCUUCAGUGCUCUGUGAGGGUCCCAGCAAGCCCCCGUUUGGCACCAUCUGUGUUGGAUAACAUUAAGAGCUGGGAAACUGCUGCUCUGAGCACGCAAGGUCCUGAGUUCUGUGUCCUUUGGAGUGAACUCCGGCCAGUUUUACUGGAGGCAAAGGAUGAGGAGGACCUAAAGCACCGCUCGCUCACGAUUUAGUCUCAGGUAACGUCUGUGGGGGAGGAAAGCCCGCUGGAAGCCUCGCUGUGCUUCACUGGGUGAUGUUUUCUAAAAUGUAUAUAAUACUUCAUUGUGAAAACUGAACUUCAAACACUGUUUCUUUCCUUUUUUUUUUUUUUAAACUUUUUAUACGAAACUAGCAUUUUUGAGGACAGACUAGCUGACCUCCCUCACAAACCUUGCGUUUUUGGUGUCCUUUCAGCUCGCCUGUGACUUGCUCGCAGAAGGCUGGUAUUAAGAGGGUAGUUGCAAUCUGUUAUUUUCUGCACGCCAGACCUCUCGCUGGAGACCCUGAAAAAAUGAACCCUGGCGUCUUUCUAAAGCCCAUUCCCUCCUCUGCCUCUCACGGCAGCAGAGCUGUGCCAGGUACUCACCCUGUAUGGGCUGCGGGACGAUGAGGUGGAGGGUUAUGGCUUCUCCAGCAGCAAUUUAAGUAUUUAUUAUUACUAUUAUCCUGUGAAAUGGAAGAAUUUAAGUCUGGAGGGACCUCGCUCAGCGGUUCAGCUUCUCUCCUGGGCUGGGGGUUAAACAGGUUUUCUGCGAUGGCCGAGCAUUUCGUCAACGCUGUGGUGUAGAAGCAGGCCCAGAUUCAGGACACACGCUUGGAGAACCUGUGUUGGAAGCUUGGGAAGUCUGGGAUUACUGAGGAACAUCUUGUUUAUCUGUUCAAUCGAGGUGGGCUCGAGGUUUGGGCCAUCCUGCACGUGGCCAGAGGUAGGACCUCGUGGGGAGCUCCUCACCAUCUCCGGGCUCACACGCUGGUGGUGGCAGCUCAGCUGGAGGUUUUAAGGAUUUAUGUUUUUACUUUGGGCCAUGCUGUUAAACACCUGUAUUUAGGAGUCAAUCAAUAAGACACCUAACCAGCAGCAAGGAGCAGAAGUUACCUCCUGACACGAGCUGGCUGCCUUGGUUAAUGGCUCACCGUCAGGUUUCUGCCUGUGUCUUCUGGCUUCUCUGUAUGUCAUCGCCCUCUAUUUCCCAUUUAUUUUCCAGUUUCGUUGUUAUUUAACAAGGCUAACCGGUGGUGUGUACCUCUGAGCUAGAUAUGUAUAAUCACAUGGGCUGAGCUGCAGGAAUGGCCGGAUUUCCUCAGAAAAUAUUGGACUUUCAGGACCGCUCCCACCCCAUGCAAGGUGUGGUACCCGCAGUGAGAGGACACGGGCUCCAGUGCUACCUGGCCCAUCGUGUGCACUAACAGGCAGGACCUUCAUCCUGUGUUUAGGUGGACCUCAGACAGACCAGAGACCUUUCUGGGUACCUGGUAGCGUGCUCUACCCACAAAGACCGGGAUGCCACUGAGCAAGUUUAGUUACCGAUGUUGCAUUACGCCAAGCCGGUUACUUCUACUCCCUUUGUAGUUGGUGGAGGAAAACGUGGUGUUUCAGGGGCUGAUUCAUUGUAUGCUGAGGUGGAUGGUUAAAUUAUGUCUUCUCAGGCACACAAUGGACAUGCCUAUAAAACACAGCUUGGCUGUGAGUACUACACCCCACCUGGGCUGUCUGUUUGCCAGCCACGUGGCUCUGCUGAGACCGGUGCUUUGGGAAAAUACCUGAGCGGGAGCCACUCCUGAGCCCAUCACCAGCUUCGCUCUGACCGUGAUGCUGCUGCAGAUGCUGAAAGUCCUGGUUCCUGUGCUGUGCCGGCCCCGCUCCCCUGCCACUGUGCCGCAGUUGUGCCCUUCAAAAGGGACCUGAGCCCUGUCCAACCGAGCUGCUACCUCCGGUACCAGGAUUAUGGACAUUGAGCUCAAAAGAGCAAAUGAAGGUGCCUGAGGGCAAGAGGGGAGCGGGCACAGCAUCCCCCCGUGCCAGCAGGUCACUGUGCCCAGGCUGCCUGCAGAGCUGCUGGGGGCUUUUUAAAAGCACAUAAAUGCUGAGCUGCACCGUAUUUAUAUAUGCAAUAUUCCUUUUAAAUCUCUAAUUUUUUUAACUAUUGUAA
This is a messenger RNA of Chroicocephalus ridibundus (black-headed gull), 4442 nucleotides long. It is a transcript of the gene LYPD6, whose product is annotated as LY6/PLAUR domain containing 6. Gene Ontology annotation, biological process: positive regulation of canonical Wnt signaling pathway. The transcript is spliced from 6 exons. The record is from RefSeq and is a predicted model, not a curated record. The coding region runs from base 350 to 901 and encodes 183 amino acids. NCBI's taxonomy places the organism in Eukaryota, Metazoa, Chordata, Aves, Charadriiformes, Laridae. Gene Ontology annotation, molecular function: acetylcholine receptor inhibitor activity.